Dromaius novaehollandiae (emu) is the source of this 5391-nucleotide messenger RNA. RefSeq names its product acyl-CoA synthetase long chain family member 4 (gene ACSL4). Gene Ontology annotation, biological process: long-chain fatty acid metabolic process; neuron differentiation; long-chain fatty-acyl-CoA metabolic process. Lineage: Eukaryota; Metazoa; Chordata; Aves; Casuariiformes; Dromaiidae. Bases 928 to 3063 code for a protein of 711 amino acids. The transcript is spliced from 19 exons. The record is from RefSeq and is a predicted model, not a curated record. Gene Ontology annotation, molecular function: arachidonate-CoA ligase activity. Gene Ontology annotation, cellular component: plasma membrane; endoplasmic reticulum; lipid droplet.
GCCUCCUCCCAUCUCCUUCGCUGCUACUUCUUCCUCUUCGUCCUCUGCUAGGUGUCUCUUGCUUUCCUUCCUCUCUUGCUUUCCCCUUCCUCUGCUUCCUCCUGCCUGUUGCUUCUGCUUUCUCUCAGCUGCCUCCCUUUCCUCCUCCCUCUCGAAACCAGCCUCCAUGAGACACCCGAGGGUUGUUCUGGUGUCCUCACUCGACCCAGCUCCCCUCUGUUCAGUCGGCAGAGAGGAAGUAAAAGAGCCAAAAAUAGUUUUUUUCUGUGCUGCUAGGGCUCUGGCUCCUGCACUGCUGGCUUUUGUGGAGCCGGGUGCUCAUAAUCACAAGGCUGUUUGCUGAACUGAUUCAACAAGCAGCGUUAACUUGAUAAACUAGUUUUGCAAGUGCUGUUGCAGCAAGUAUUAGUCAAGAAACUGCAGUGGCCUGCUUCCUUCUGGCACAAUAUGGAAGGCCAAACUUCAGAGGGGCCUCACCGUAGUCCCUGUCUGCAUGCAUGGUCACUGUCACCUCACAGAAGAGUUCGGGAAAUGCGAAUUCCCAGAAGCAGACCACAGACGCUGCAAAAGCUGAUGGACAGAGCAGACAACAGGAUGAGGCCACGUCACAAGGCUUUGCUCAGAUUCUCCUGAAUUUAUCAACCUACGCACCUAGAAACGUUUGAAUUGUGGUUGCAUUCAAGAUCCAACUGAGAUUGACUAAAACUCAGUCAGUCAUCACUGUCAGAUAUCUUGUGUCCACUGUCGGCUCUCAAAGGUUACUAAAAUUUUAGCUGCUGCUUAGAAACAAAGCUGCCUAAGCUUCACUUACUGUUGCUCUUUCCCACGCCAUACUGCACUGCUGCUUCACUCUUGCCUUCUUCAGAGCUCAAGCCCUCAGAACAUAAGAGACUUAUAUAUACAUAUAUAUAUUUUUAUAUAUUCGCAAUGAAACUUAGGCUAGAAGUAUGUGCCAUUCUCUUGCUGCCUGUGUACUUGUUAAUAUCUGUGUACAGUAUGCUUGUAUUUAUUCCAUGGUAUUUUCUUACCAAUGCUAAGAAGAAAAAGGCUAUGGCAAAACGUUUAAAAGCUAAACCCAUCUCGGACAAACCUGGAAGCCCCUACCGGUCUGUCGCUCAUCUUGAGUCACUAGCAAACAUAAACAUUCCUGGAGCGGACACUUUGGACAAGCUGUUUGACCAUGCUUUAGCAAAGUUUGGGAAAAAGGAUUGCCUUGGGACCAGAGAAUUACUGAGUGAAGAAAAUGAAAUGCAGCCAAAUGGAAAAGUGUUUAAAAAGUUAAUCUUAGGAACUUACAAGUGGUUAUCCUAUGAAGAAGUAAAUCAGAAAGUGAAUCACUUGGGGAGUGGACUGGCUGCCCUGGGACUAACCCCGAAGAGUACUGUUGCUAUAUUCUGUGAGACCCGAGCAGAAUGGAUGAUUGCAGCACUAGCCUGCUUCAAGUACAACUUUCCUCUUGUUACUUUAUAUGCCACCCUGGGUGAAGAGGCAGUAACCUACGGUCUCAAUGAAUGUGAGGCAUCAUAUCUGAUCACUAGCGUAGAACUUCUUGAGAGCAAACUUAAGACUGCACUGCCAGAAGUCUCCCGUCUUAAACAUAUCAUUUAUGUGGAUAAGAAGACUAUCAAUAAAUCAGAAUACCCUGAAAACAUGGAGAUUCAUAGUAUGCAAACAGUAGAAGAGCUGGGAGCCAAACCAGAAAACUUAAGCGUUCUGCCAAGCAGACCUGUUCCUACAGACUUGGCUUUAGUAAUGUAUACCAGUGGUUCUACUGGGAGACCUAAAGGAGUGAUGAUGAUGCAUAAAAACUUAAUAGCUGGUAUGACGGGACAGUGUGAGAGAAUACCUGGGCUGGGGCCCAAGGAUACUUACAUUGGUUACUUGCCUCUGGCCCAUGUAUUAGAAUUGACAGCAGAAAUUUCCUGCAUUACCUAUGGCUGCAGGAUUGGAUAUUCCUCUCCACUCACACUAUCAGAUCAGUCAAGUAAGAUUAAGAAGGGAAGCAAAGGAGACUGUACUGUACUAAAGCCUACACUGAUGGCAGCUGUGCCUGAAAUAAUGGACAGAAUUUAUAAAAAUGUCAUGAGUAAAGUUCAAGAGAUGAACUAUAUUCAGAGAACCCUGUUCAAGAUAGGCUAUGACUACAAAUUGGAACAAAUCAAAAGAGGAUAUGAUGCACCCCUUUGUAAUGUACUAUUGUUUAAAAAAGUAAAGGCAUUACUAGGAGGGAAUAUCCGUAUGAUGCUUUCUGGAGGAGCGCCACUCUCACCUCAAACACAAAGAUUCAUGAACAUCUGUUUCUGCUGUCCUGUUGGCCAAGGCUAUGGAUUAACAGAAACAUGUGGAGCGGGAACGAUUACAGAAGUUGCUGAUUACAGCACUGGCAGAGUUGGAGCGCCUCUUAUUUGUUGUGAAAUUAAAUUGAGAGACUGGCAAGAAGGGGGCUAUACUAAUAGAGACAAGCCUAAUCCUAGAGGAGAAAUUAUAAUUGGUGGGCCUAAUGUCUCAAUGGGAUAUUUUAAAAAUGAAGAGAAGACCUCAGAAGAUUUCUCCAUUGAUGAGAAUGGCCAGAGAUGGUUUUCAACUGGAGAUAUAGGGGAAUUUCAUCCAGAUGGGUGUCUGCAGAUCAUAGAUCGUAAAAAGGACUUGGUAAAGCUACAAGCAGGAGAGUACGUAUCUCUGGGCAAAGUAGAGGCAGCACUGAAGAACUGUCCAUUGAUCGACAAUAUCUGUGCUUAUGCCAAAAGUGACCAGUCUUACGUGAUCAGUUUUGUGGUUCCUAACCAGAAGAAGCUGACGGCAUUAGCUGAGCAGAAAGGCAUCACUGGAACCUGGGUCGAUAUUUGUAACAACCCUGUAAUGGAAGCUGAAAUACUGAGCGAGAUUAAAGAAGUGGCAAACAAGAUGAAAUUAGAAAGGUUUGAAAUCCCCAUCAAAGUGCGGCUAAGCCCUGAGCCAUGGACCCCGGAGACUGGGUUAGUAACAGAUGCUUUCAAGUUGAAAAGGAAAGAACUGAAAAACCAUUACCUCAACGACAUCGAAAGAAUGUAUGGAGGCAAAUAAGAUUGUGUUGACUAGACAGUUGUGCAGAAGUUGUCAUAACUCAAUUUUGGAUGUCCUUGUAUACUGUAGAUAUCACGUGUUAAAGAUAACACACAAAAUGGAUGAAUGUUUCUAUAAUCGCUAAUGACAACAGAGGAGAAAAAAAAAUCUUAGAGUCCAAAUGCCUAGUUACUAGCAGAAAAUACUGAUGCUCUUUAGAGUUUCAUGUGAUCAUCUCCAGUUUUGAGACAGACAUAAUUAUGUGAAGCAGUGUGACCAGGUCAAUGUUAUUAUUGUUCCUCUAGCAUAUUCAGACCACUUUCAUUCCUCUAAUUCCUACUAAAGUCUGGUAUAUACUUCAGUCAGGAAUAUUAAUGCAAUUGUGGUGAUUAUUAUAUCACAGUAAGAAACUUCACAAGGGAGAAAAAUAUUUAAAGCUUACCACUCUCCAUUAAAAACAAAACAAAAAAACCCCACACACAUGCACACAAAAAACAUCAGUCAAGAAUUUGCUAGAGAUUACUAAUAAUGCAUUGCUUGAAAAUAGAUGGAUUCUUCUGCACAUCAAUUAAUAUCUUGACUAUUUACAGUGCCUAAAAGAGAAUACAAAGUACACUUACUUAAAUAAAGGUGAACUGAAAAGCUUUCUAAAAAUAAGUUAUUUGACACUUCUUUCAAGAGUGUUGAAUACUACUUCAACUUCCAAUUCGCCAAAUAUGUUUUUACUUGCCACUAUAUUUUAAUUCGAGCAGCAUUUUCAACUAGGGCAUGCAGCAUAAAAGACAACUAAGACUUACAUUGCUGCAAGCAGUACUGAUGUUGGAGGAAUCAUCAGCUGAAUGCAGAACAUGCAUCCUGGCUGGCAAACAGCAGCGAAAUUGAUGGACGGUUGCCUCUAAGCAGAUUUGUAACUCAGAGGAGAACUUUGGGGUUGGGGCGGGGGGGGUUGGUUUUGUUUUUAAGGCACUGAUCCUCCAGAUCUCUACAUAUAUAUGAGUAAUAUUACAAGUAACCUGUAUGCAAGUUACAGGGUCUAAGAUGACUAUUCACAAUAUGGAAAAGUGUUUCUGUUCACCUUUUAAGUACUGUAACCAAAACAAGACAACCAGAAGCCAAUAGUAGUUUCUCCAUUGUCUUGUUUUACUUAUGGAAAAGUAAUGUCUGGCAGGAAAUCUUUGUUUUAAGGAACUUGUAAAAAGGGACAAAUCACUCUAUAUAGAAAUUCAUUAUAAAAAAAAUGUUCUUUUAAUAACUGGAAGUUGUAGGUGUGCUGAAGUGGGAGAGUAGGGAAUAAUUUAAUAAUAGUUUAUCACUUUGUGUGCAGUAUCCUGUACUGUGUCUCUUGAAUCGUUAGUAUCUGAGCUCCUACAUCCCUGCUAGCUCUCUGCACUUGAACCAUAAAUGCUGUAAGAAGUGGAAGUUCUUGAUACUGUUCUACUUUGCACUUUUCUUAAUCAUUUUAUAUAUGUUGCUUACAUUUUGUACAGGUGUGGCCCUCAACUGCUCUAUAUUAUAAAUUCCUUUUAAAGUAUUUAUAGAUUUCUUCUAUUCGUAUUUGUGUUGUGUAUAUGAUGGUUAAAAAGGAAAAUGAUUUGGUAUUGUCACUGUACAGAAAGAAAAAGGUUUUGUAAGACACUUCUUAAAUAUACUAACUUGCAAUUUCAAGGCAAGUUUUUCCUUUAUUGGGUGUAUGUGUAGUCUUCUUUUCCCCAACUCAAACAGCUUUCAGCAAAAAUAAAUCAUGGCUCUAGACUGGUUAACCAAACUGCCCCUUCUCCUUGGGACCAACUUCUUUUCAGUUUCCCAUGCACAGCUUCUCUAGCCGGUCCAGAACGCACGCUGCCAGCUGCUCUUGCGAGGACCCUGAGGGGAAUGGGAAAGAGCUCUAGUGCUUAAUGCUGACUGCUGCUAGUUGUGCAUGGAAUUACAACUGUCACUAAAAGGAACCAGAAAAAAGCUUUUCUAAAAAAAAUAAUAUUUUGAAGACACAUACACUGGUUUAUGAAUACAGGAAAUACUUCCCAUAUAAAUAGUAACUUUUCAGAUGACUUAGUCCUGGAGAAGGUUACCAAGCUUUUCACAUUUAAAAUUGGUCACGGUUAAAUAGCCUUUAGAUAGUCUGUUAGCAUCAUAAAAAUUAAACAAAUGUAAAAAAGUUAUUUGCACUUCAGUCUUUGCAGAUUUAUGGAUUUUUUUUUAAACCAUGAAUGUAUUUAUAUGAAAUGUAUUUUACCUAGUUAUACCAGUUACCCUCUGUGUCUUGGUUGACUGAGUAUUGAUAUUUUCAAAAUAUAUAGACAUACAAAGUUAACAUUUCAAAAACUGAAUACAGUUGAAUUGGUUCAACAA